AUGACCAAGUUGAUACUUGAACCUUCGCAACUACGACAACAAUUUCCUAGAGCAGCACAGCACCGACCAGAACGCGUGCGGCUAGCUGUACAAAUCUACUCAUAUAAUCAAAACGACGAUGUUGUGGUAGUUCAGCCACUACCUAUUACUUUGUGUGGCAAUAAUCAUCGUCAUGAUCAUGAUUUUGGUGUAACUAAAACUAACCUAACAGACGAUUUAAAUGAUAGUAAAGGCAAUAGCCGGAAAGGUGAAACUGAUACGAAAAAGAGAAACAAGCUUUAUACAAUAAAGAUAGCGGAUGUGCUUGAGGAUGUAUAUCCAGGGACUCUUCAACCAGGGAAUUUGGUGAAUAUCGAAGCAUUCUAUGAUGGUAAGCAGAUAAAUGCAUUUAGUCUAACCUUGAUCAGAGAUAUGGAUUCAGUAGUGAAACUGUUUGAAGUUUUGAAGUAUAUGAGUGAAAUUAAACCACUCCGAAUUUAA
Lodderomyces elongisporus is the source of this 480-nucleotide messenger RNA. RefSeq names its product Ten1p (gene TEN1). Bases 1 to 480 code for a protein of 159 amino acids. NCBI's taxonomy places the organism in Eukaryota, Fungi, Ascomycota, Pichiomycetes, Serinales, Debaryomycetaceae. The record is from RefSeq and is a predicted model, not a curated record. Gene Ontology annotation, cellular component: CST complex. Gene Ontology annotation, biological process: telomere capping. The transcript has a single exon. Gene Ontology annotation, molecular function: single-stranded telomeric DNA binding.